Messenger RNA from Malaclemys terrapin pileata, 10720 nucleotides. It is a transcript of the gene ZBTB16, whose product is annotated as zinc finger and BTB domain containing 16. Bases 2523 to 4523 code for a protein of 666 amino acids. Lineage: Eukaryota; Metazoa; Chordata; Testudines; Emydidae. Gene Ontology annotation, molecular function: DNA-binding transcription factor activity; protein binding; RNA polymerase II cis-regulatory region sequence-specific DNA binding. The record is from RefSeq and is a predicted model, not a curated record. The transcript has 16 exons. Gene Ontology annotation, biological process: regulation of transcription by RNA polymerase II.
GUUGAAGACACCUCUCCACCUGACCUUUCUUCAGGGGUUUCAGGGCUCAUGCUUCUGUUUCCUUUGGCGUAACUCCUUUCCAGCCCUGCAACAGCAGAGAUCCACGUGCUCCUGUGAACACUGACACGCAGUUAAAUUAUCGCUUCCAGGCCUGCCUUAAACCCAUCAGAGCCAAGACUGAGACUUCAUCCUUAACUCACCUCCUUGGCAUCAACGCAUCAAAAGAUGGGGAAGGCCAAUUAAACCUUGUUGACUCCAACUCCCAGCUUGGGCCAGAAGUGGAAGGACUAAAUCGUGCCUUGGCCAAUGCUACAUUGGAUCUCGCACAGGACAGCGACCUACCAGCGGAGACCCAUGUCUGGCAUGCGUCGCUGUCUGACCUGUCUGCGCACCCCAUAAGCUUCGCAGCCUGCCUUGUAAGUAUGCAGUGUGCCCCAGAGAUGAGACAGCUAUUGGGAUUACAGUGGCGCACGCUGGACAAUUUAAUCGCAGCUCCGGUCUUGCAGAAACAGAUGUAUUCACAAGGAACUCUGUCCAUAGCGUGCAGGCUAAAGAUGGAUCCCAAACUCAAGCAGAUUUUGCCAGAGGUUCCCAGGUGAUGCCGAUGAUGGGUUUUGGGAAUGCAUCCCAAAGGAAUCAAAUAACAUCAUGCCUCAGCUGCAGGCAUGUCGGUGGAAGAUGGCCCUUAAUGAUAACAUCCCACAGACUCGACCCAGGCUGCUUAUGGUGAGGCCAACAGACAUGGGAUGCUCCUGGAAGUGGAAUGAAGCCUUGCCGGUCAGUUGCCCAUCCAGGGAAACUCUCAGCUCUUCACCGUGAAGCUGCUAGUGCUAUGCUUAACAGAGCAGGGCCUGAGAAGUAUCCCUAGCAAGCAGCAGACAAUGACACCUGUCAGGGCCGUGUCCAUCCCUGGGAGUUUCCCUUGAGAGAACAAAUACAUACAAAACCUCCAGUCUGCUCUGGCCAACCAUAAGAGCAAGCACCCCUCUGUCCUCUGCUGUCUCCCUCCCCACACACACACACAGGUGCCAACUUCCUCCCCCAGGCAAGUGUGCAUCAUAUUGUAUGGCCAAUGAUGGAGUAACAUCUCUGGUCUACAUGCAUCCGACGAAGUGGGCAUUCACCCACGAAAGCUUAUGCUCCAAUACAUCUGUUAGUCUUAAAGGUGCCACAGGGCUCUCUGUUGCUUUCUCCCAGGUCUAGUGUGUUCUGUCUGUGGCACUCCUGAACACAGAGCCCGGGGAGCUGGUGCACAAUCCUGGUGCACAGGUUAGGUAACACAGAUGGGCUUUGUAGGCUACAGUCAUGACUGCAAAUGGUCCAGGGAGGGGUCUGCCACGGUUAACUACCUGACUGUUUAAACAGAGCAGGGCUGGGGGAAACUAGCCCUGCUCAUCUCCUUGCUUCAGGCCAGCUGGGUGCAUCCUCGCCCUGGGGGGAGUGCACAUGGGACAGAAGCAGGGACGUGGCUCAGAGUCCACAACGGGCGCACUCAGGGAGCCAGAACCAUGGGAGUGCUGGGGGUGACUCUCCUCUUUCUGGCUCCGUGGACGGAAGCCAAGGGGUAUGCCAGCUACUGGCCUUGACUCCGUCGCCUGCACGUGAAGGGAGAUAGAAGGGAAAGCCAGCCUUCAUCACCUUGUCUGGAGAAACAGAGGCAGAGAAGCUUGCCCAUUAGGAGCUGGCAAUCCAGCGGUUUGCAGCAGUAAAAGGGGGAGCGGACCGUGAGAAGCAAGAAAAAGCUGGAAGCUGUUUAAGAGAAACAAACCAGGAGGAUCCAGGUCCCAAGAUGCAGAAGAUUGGAAGGCAGAGCUUAGGAUGACCCUGGUUUUGUGGCCCACAAACACACUUCGAUGGGCGAGUGCAUGUGCAAAACUACCUUUGAAUGGGACUUUGCUAUGGGUAUUCAGAAGAUACUGAUCCAGGAAAGGACAUCAUCACAGACUGAGAGUGACAUGGUACCAUGAGCAGCAGGGACACUGACUCAACCAGAUAUGCCAGUUUCAGUGAUGGGCCUUCCAGGACUGGUGAGAAAAAUACGGUGGUUUGCAGUCCCAGUUUUGUGACCUCACAUGCAGCUUGAGGACGUGGUGGUGCAGCAACCAACUGAAAAGGUGGCGGUGAUAAGAACAUAAGAAUGGCUGUACUGUGUCAGACCAAAGGUCCAUCCAGCCCAGUAUCCUGUCUUCCACCAGUGACCAAUGCCAGGUGUCCCAGAGGGAGUGAACAGGCCCUGGAGUCUGCCCCUGUGGGGCUACUUUACCUGCCCUGUGAGGGAGCCAGAUGACCUGAACGGCCCAUGCUGGAGGCCUGUGCUCUGGACUUUGAGACAAGAGUGACACCCACCCUCUCUCCAAGGGGACACCAGAGAGAACGGGGUCCUAACUUUAAAAGUGAUGCAGUGAGUUAAAGUAAAAAGCCAAAGGGGGAUGCAGGGAGGAAGGACAAAGACAACGGGCACCUAAAGCUCGUCCCGGAUUGAGCAAAGACAGACACCCUAAUGACUAAAUCUCAGGCGCACUAUGGAUUUGACUAAAAUGGGUCUGAUACAGCUCCAGAACCCCAGCCACCCCACGGGGCUCCUGCAGAAAGCCAACCAAAUGCGCCUUGCAGGGACUCUGUGUGAUGUGGUCAUCAUGGUGGACAAUCAGGAAUUCCAUGCUCACAGGACAGUGUUGGCUUGCACUAGUAAAAUGUUUGAAAUCCUCUUCCACCGCAACAGUCAGCAUUAUACCCUGGACUUUCUUUCACCAAAGACUUUUCAGCAGAUAUUGGAAUACGCUUACACGGCCACCCUCCAGGCUAAAGUUGAAGACUUGGAUGAUCUUCUUUACGCAGCCGAGAUCCUAGAAAUAGAAUAUCUGGAAGAACAGUGUCUGAAGAUCCUGGAGACCAUUCAGGCAUCUGAUGAGAAUGAUACAGAAGUCAACAUGACAGAUGGUGGCACUGAAGAGGAGGAGGAUAGGAAAUCUAGGUACAUCAAAAACCUAUUCAUCUCCAAGCAUUCCAGCGAAGAGAGUAGUUAUGCCAGCAUGGCCAGUCAGAGUUUAACGGGGGCAAUGGUGGAGCAGAGCCCAUCUGUCUCGACUUCAUUUGGACUCUCCGCGAUGAGCCCCACGAAGGCGGCAGUGGAUAGUUUGAUGACCAUUGGGCAGUCAUUAUUGCAAGGGGCUCUACAGCAGAACGCCUCCGAGGACUUGCAUUCCACGAGCAGCCGCCACCCCAGUCUCUCCGAAGUAAAAACAGAAGUGAUGCAAGUGGAGGAGGCGUCUAGCCACGAAAGCCCAAGGACAGCAGAGUCCAGCACUUCUGGAGGGGACAAGUCGGAUGACAAAAGCAAGGAAGGCCCUGGUACUCCCACGCGUAGCAGUGUUAUCACAAGUGCCCGUGAACUUCAUUAUGCCCGGGAUGAGAAUGCAGAGCAACCCCUCGAGUUGGGCCAAGGAGUGCCAGUCGGACCGGAGCACUCGAUUUCUCAAAGCGAGAAACACCUGAGUAUAUAUUCAGUGCUACCAAAUCACAAAACUGACUCGAUGCUCAGCAUGCCAUCCUCCAUGACAUCGGCUCUUCACAUGCAGCCAGCUCUUGCCGUGUCCAUGGACUUCAGCGCUUACGGGGGGCUUCUGCCUCAAGGCUUUAUUCAAAGGGAGCUGUUCAGUAAGCUGGGUGAAUUGGCAGCUGGCAUGAAAACUGAAAACCGAGCCAUUGGUGAACAGUGCAGUGUUUGUGGCGCAGAACUGCCGGACAACGAGACGGUGGAACAACACAGGAAGCUUCACAGUGGUAUGAAGACUUAUGGAUGUGAGUUGUGUGGGAAACGAUUCUUGGAUAGCUUGCGGCUCCGAAUGCACUUACUGGCUCACUCAGCGGGUGCCAAAGCGUUUGUCUGUGAUCAGUGUGGUGCACAGUUCUCUAAAGAAGAUGCCCUGGAGGCGCACAGACAGACACACACCGGUACUGACAUGGCCGUCUUCUGCCUGCUGUGCGGGAAGCGGUUCCAGACGCAGACUGCCCUACAGCAGCACAUGGAAGUGCAUGCGGGAGUGCGUAGUUACAUCUGCAGCGAGUGCAACCGCACCUUCCCCAGCCAUACCGCCCUCAAGCGGCACCUGCGCUCACAUACAGGUGACCACCCCUACGAGUGUGAAUUCUGUGGCAGCUGCUUCCGGGAUGAGAGCACAUUGAAAGGCCACAAGCGUAUCCACACUGGAGAGAAACCGUACGAGUGCAACGGCUGCGGCAAGAAAUUCAGCCUCAAGCACCAGCUGGAGACCCACUACAGGGUGCACACAGGUGAAAAGCCUUUUGAAUGCAAGCUGUGUCACCAGAGGUCCCGAGAUUACUCUGCCAUGAUCAAACAUCUCAGGACCCACAACGGCGCUUCCCCCUACCAGUGCACUAUCUGCCUGGAAUACUGCCCCAGCCUGUCUGCCAUGCAGAAACACAUGAAGGGCCACAAGCCAGAGGAGAUCCCCACUGACUGGAGGAUAGAGAAGACCUAUCUCUACCUUUGCUAUGUUUAAGGGACAUGGAGGGGGAAGAUUUUAAGUCAUGAAGGACUGGGCAAAAAAAUGCAUCAUCCAUGGCCUUUUAUUCUAUUGUUUACUAAAGGGAUUCUCGGUUUUUGUUUCUGGCUCGUGAGGUGUUUGUGUGGGGGAGGGGGAAUAAUUCCCUUUUUAAUUUGGGGGUUCUCUGUGCAGUCAAUGAGAAAACGCAUCCGAAUCGAGCCAUAGCCAAAUAUCUGCUCAUGUUUUGUGACGACGCAUGUCAAGGGCUUUGGAAAGAGCAGGUGAAAUGUCGCUGGGUGGGAGGGGAAGGGGCAGUCCCAGCGCAAGCUUUGGGGUCUGAGAUUUUUGGGUUUGAAUUUUUUUGUCCUGUUUUUGCCACAUUUGCUUAAUUUACUCAGGCCUCAUCUACAUUUAAAAAUGAGGGCAGCCUACCUACCCUCAGUCAUCAGCUUUAUUCAGCUGCCUUCUCGUGCAACCUCACCAGUAGGUGGCAGUGUAACGCCUAUUGUUAAAAUCCCCUUCAGAGGUUUUCCCCAAAAAUUAGAUCGAACGUCCCUGUCUUUGGGGUACUCAGAAAUACCAGGGCAGAUGAUGCGCAGCAUGACAGGCUGUAUGCUCUGGAGGUUUGUUGGUCGUGCUAAUAAUGUGGCAGGUCACAUUGCAGUCAAGAUUUCCCCAAGUAACUAGUGAGUUGGGGAGCCUGGCAUUUUUUUGCCUGCCCGACUUGAGACGCCCUGAAUUUCAGAACAUGCUGAUCACCCUCGUCGGUGACUCCAGCCGGGCAGCCGGAAUCACUAGUCAGUCUGGCAGAGCUUGGCGUAAGUAAAGGCACAACCGGAAUUUUCCUCAGGAGGGGGCCCAGGGAGACGACCCCUUUGGAGCCGGCAUCGGCCCCAGGUGGAGAAGACGGUGGGCUGUAGGUGCCCGUGGGCGCAGCAUGGCUCAGUUUGGUGUGUGGCUCUCGGAGAACAGAGCCAGCAACAGGCAAGUUUGUGGGGCUGCAGCCAGGGGAAGAAGUAGUGGAAUGUGCCACGCCUGGGCACCAAUGCCAGGGCAGGGCACAUCACAGGCAGCACAGGGCGGGAAGGUACCAUGCAGCCCCAUGGGCAUCCAGUGCCCCCAUUCCCCGUGAAAAGCCCUGGCAUCAAGGCUGCAGCCCUUUUCCUCCCUCCCUGCUCGGGAAAUGCCGGGGCCUCCCCUCCCAGCCAGCAGCACCAGGACUCUGGCCGGGGUUCUCCCGUUGGGCACCCCACCCAUUACCUCCUGGGUGCAUGGCAAGUCCCUGGCCGCUGGGCCACCCUGAACUGCUAUCUGGAGUAUGGGUGGCCGUAGCUGGGUCUCUCCUCAGAUCCAGCCAAGGGAAGGCUGUCCCCUGGCCCAUGUUGCACCUGCUUGGGCAUAAGUAAAAUAAACCUGAACUUUGCUACAGUUUUCCCCCCCUCCCCCACUGCCCCUGGGCUGCUGUGUUUCAGAUGGCAGAUAGUUUCCUGAAAACGUUUUCAGAUUUUAUUAAUAAAAUCUGAAAACAAACGGUUUUGGAGAAAAUGAAUUUGAAUAAAAAUUCAAUUUGAAGGAAACUAUUAAAAUAAAUUUGACGAUGGAAACUAAGUGAGCUUCAGAUUGCUUGCAUGCCUCUUAGUGCAGGGUGUCAGGAGCAUGCUGGCGAGUUAGACUAGGAUAGUAAUUCUCCUGCUGCACAGGACAGGUAGGGUGACUUCUCAACCUAGUAUGGAGCAUGCCUUCAGAGUGCCCCCCUCAAUCAGACUCCUCAAUUAGCAAAGUUCUUGUUACGUUACCACUUGGAACGAUCGGAAACUGACCGCUGUUGAACCUCUCGUUCGUGCACAGAAAGUUGCCCUGGAUGUUUUGAUCAAUGUCACUGCUCCUCUUAUGGCCAACUCCGUUGGUGCUGGUGGUUGUCCCGCUAUAAUAAAAGCUACUUGGGUAUUUUGGGCCAAAGCCAGUCUGUUCAAGAGCUUAGAACUUGGCUGCAAAAAUUGCCUCUAGGCUGUAACCCUCUCUCCUGACCAAAGACCUUUCUAUGCAUUUUUUUUUCUUUUUUUGAGGGGAGGGAAUUAGAACCAGAUCAAAAGGGCAAAAACUUCCAGCCUGUUUGUCAAAUCCCAGUGGUUGGACAAGUGUGUCUUCAGAUGAGGGAGUCACAGUUCAAGAUGCUCUUAAACUGCCCCCUGGUGCCUGGGUAUUGCCAGGGGUCUGAAGGAAUGAUGGGUGAGCUCGUAUUCCCUCCUCCUGCAGGCACAUGCAAUAUAUCCCCCUGGCUUGCAAUGCGUUACAGUGACUCAGGCUGGUUAAAUGCUAACCUGUCCGUUUGGCCUAAAUUUGUCAGAGAUUUGAGGAUUGGGGAGUAAUUCACAAGUUCAGGUGAUGGAUUUUGUAUGUAUCCUGCUGCUCAGUAGCUCACUUUUGUGUCUCCGCUUAUGCUACGCCUUGCAAUUCAACAGUGCUCUUCUUUUUUUAAAGUAAGAGUCCUUUAGAAACCAUCCCAUCUGGCUGCAAGAGCUUUGCUCUGAAUGGGGAGAUGCGUUUGGUUUUGGGUUUGUUUUCCAUGUUUCAUAACAGAAACAUACCAAUUAAUUUUUUUGCUCAGCCCUCUGUCCAGGAAGCUAUGAAGGAGUGAAUGGUAAAAGACGGCUUUUCUUUGUGUUUGGCUUUGGGGGGUUUCGUUUUUGUUUUAAUUUUGAAUAUUUCUGUUUAGCACAUUUUACUUGAAGUUACCUCGGUUUUUUGUGACCUCAUGAGCUUUUAUUGCUGGGUUGGAGGUUUUUGUUUUGUUAAAUGGAUGGGUUGUUUAAAAGGCCAUGCCGCAGAUCGGUGACAUGCGGUGUAAGAAUCGCAUGCUCGGUGAGUGCAAAAGUGCCACGACAGCCGCAAAAGUAAUUUUACGGUGGUUUUUGUGCAUUAUCAUUACCAAAAUUGGUAUUUUUUUAACGGCCUGCCUUGACAGAGCUGGGGUCGUUGAUUCUGAAAGCUACCUCUUAUGUUUGGUUUUUGUUUUUAUUUUGCAGUUAUGAAAGCACAUUUUGCAAUAUUUGUGUUCGCUUUGUGAUGUCAUUUCAAUUUUCAUCUCAUGCUUUACUUGCAAUUGUAUAUUAUUUUGUAACUUAGCUGCAUUUAUAUUAAACAAAAAAAAGUUAGGGAAGCGUUUUGUAGAUGGAAGUAAAGGGAAAAAAAUGAGGGGUGUUAUACUGCUGUGCCCACCCUACCCCCAACCUUGUCUCAACUGUCAGGAAAAAUUUGAAGGCCUUAAAACUGGGGGAAAUAACUUCAUGUGACAGUGGAGCAGGGUAACUUACCGUUUAGUGAAGAUUUAGUGCUUUGAAAAGGAAAGAGUUAAACUUGAAUAUGUGACUAGAACAGUAGAGUCUUGUUUAUAAUGUGAAAAAUGUGAGUAUAAAAUCACUUAGGGCAGAACUUGGAUAAAUAAAUAUGCACUAACGCAUCAAUUUUGCGUUAGCCAGCGAUGGCCAUGAGAUAAUCUCCGUCUCAAAACUAAACCUGAUGUCAAAAAUGUUUAAGGUAUUCCACAAAAUGAACCCAUUCUUCACAUCCACCCCGUCCCCCAUUCACCAAGCUGAAAGGGUUGAACUGAUAUUUACAAAGUGUAAUAUUUUUGUAAUAUUUGUUAGUCCCUGUGUCAGUUUCCACAGGACCUUGCCCUUCCUUUUGUAAUGUGAACAGGAAUUGUGUGUGCGUGCGUAUGCGUGUGUGUAUGCUUUUUGUGCGUGUGGUUGUGUAUUAAAUCAUGCAGUAUUGUUGUAAUCCAGUGUUGCAGCUUUGGAUGGUACUAAAUCAAAAUAUUGCAACUUCAAAAUCACAUGCAGGAAAUGUAUGCAAACAUGCAUGUCAAAUGCAGAUUUCCUACAUCUGCUAACAGAGGCUUGAGGUAGAGUGGGGAACAGGCAGUACUGUAGGUAUUGAUGACUUAACAAUAAUUUCUUUUUAUUGUUUGGAGUUACAUUACUCCUUGGCAAUCAUCAGUUGUAUUUACUGUUAACUGCAGAGAAGCAAAUUCUUCCUCAACCCGCCAAUCUAAAAAAUAUUAUUUGCUGUUGAAUGUUAGAGGAUAUGUGAAGGCAGUUCAGAUGCGUCAGGGGCAGAGCACAAACACGUACAGAAGUAGACAGGGUGACAGACUUCACAUGGAGCUCAGGCAAACAUGAACAGGUCUGGAAUUUAGGGUGAAUCUAGCUACGUUCUCCCUCCUUCCAUUAGAGAGCACAAUCUUACGGGGCGGGCAGGGGGAACAGGGGAAAAUAUUGUGUGCAGUUUUAUCUUCAGAGCAGCAUCACUUUGCUCCGUUGGCCAGGUCAGUAAUUUCCGUUUUAGAUAGUCAGUUACCAUUUUGAACACCGCUUAUCACAGUAUAUAGUACUCUUUGUGAAUUAGAAUUGCAACUGCCUUAAACAGUUCUUUCAAAACUUCUCCAAAUGCAAAGCAGAAAACUGGCUAUAUGCACACACCUUACUCUGUUCAUAUCAUCCAUUUUGAACUUGUACCUGGCUGUGUCUGGUGGUGUUUUGGGAAUAAAAUUAGUGUUGUCUCUCAAUUUACACCAUGAAGAUCCUUUUUAUGCAUUACAUAUACAAUACAUAUAUAUAUUAAAGCAUACACGCAGGUGCGUGCGUGCGCGCACACACACACAUAGGAUUGAUAAUAUCUUUGCUGUUUUGUGUUGGGAAUGGGAAGCAGAACACAUGCUGAUUUAGUACAAUCCAGGUUGUAACUCUGGAGAAUGGCUUGUUUAAUCUUUGUGCCUGAAAACAGUUUUUCACAUUUAAAAGAAAAAAAAAUUGCUGCGAUUUCUCACAAGUAUAUGGUACCUUUUUGCAGUAAAUUGGUACUGCUGGCUGGGGGGAUGUCAUGGUACAAUGGAGCAAACAACUAAUUUUCCAACACAAUUUAUUUUCCAUUGGAAGACCCUCUCUUCCUCCUCGCCCCCACUCCCCCCCCCCCCCCCGGUGUUGGCACAUUUUGGCUGCACCACCUGGCACUGUGCAAACUGAAGUUUGUUUCCUACCAGACCCAAAAAUUUCAAAAUCAGGGAUGUUUUAAAUUUAAAGACCAGAACUUUUGUUGAGUAAAAACUCAUCAGACAAAAUGAGAACACUUGAUUACUUUUCACUCCACUUACAUCUCAUUGGUCUCCCCUUGUCCGUCCCCGCCCCAUCCUCCUCAUCGGGACAUCUGCUUCUGUGGGUGUCAUUCCAAGACUGCUUUAACCCAUAGGACAGAAAAGAGGGUUGACCAAAAAAAGGCAGCAAAUUCACCUCCAACACACAGCUUUGAAAUAUCAUUCCAAUGAAUGUGGCUGAUGAGAAGUCUCUGGUCCCAUGACAUCCUUCCGCACUGAGUACCAACCUUUUGGUGUGCAUCAUAGUAUUUGUUUCACAUAGUGUUAUGUAUGCAUGAUCUUUUAAGGCUAAGAAGCCAUGGUAAAGCUCCAUGACAUCUAUCCAUAUAUAUAUAUAAUUAUAUAUAUGUAUAUUAUAGCACUGAGGACCAACUGCCCUGCUGGACCAAGCAAACGAAGGCUUGUUUUCAUUGCUUGUCUUUUAUGUCGUGACAGCACAAGUGCCAGUCUGAUCGCUCUGUAUUAAAAAUAGUGUUUUUAAUUAAUUGAUGUUAUAGUUCUGUCUACCUCAGCACCUCCUGUUAGCCUAAUUUUAGAAGGUGCCCAAUUUUUGUUUGUUUGUUUUUUCAGAUUAUUGGUUACUAUUUUUUGUACAAAUCUUCUGUUUGUUUUCUCGUUCUGUUCAUUUCUUUUGCAGCACUGCUUGCGAGUCCGUUCUCUAGCCACAGAUGCAGUUAGCUAAAAAUUUAAAAAGGAAAAAAAAAAUUUCCCAAAUUGUGAUGUCUCCUAGUUGCAGCUCUCCGCAUCUGCCUUCGUUCUGUGUAGAUUCAGAUGCAUUUCUUUGUAAAACUUCAGUGUUUCUGACAGAGGAAAAGAAAAAAAGAAAAAAAAAGAAUUUACUGCUGCAGGUUUUUUUUCUCUCCAUGUGUCACUAAGUGAAGUUCGUGCCUUCUAUAGCAAAGAGAAUAUUUUUUACAUCCUACUAACAGUAGAUUUUUUUGUAGUGAACAUUUUUUGUAUUUUUAUUUAUAAGUCUCAUAAGAAAAAUAGCAAUGUUCAGUUGUAUACCUUGAAUCUGCAGUUAGAAAAAAAAAUAAUAAAGUUAAUUCAGUCGUCUCUG